CGAAAUUGCCUGUAUAUGAAAUAUCGCCAUCUGACGAGAAUUUGUAGAAGUAGAAAGGAAUUACCUGUCAGGUAUCGCCCCAGGAAGUUUCUUUGUUCGAUCGAACGAGGCGGGAUGCCUUAUACUCUCGAUAUUGGUAAGAAAAGAAGUUUCUUCAAGCGUCGACCCUUCUUUCAAAAUGCCAUCGUAACAGAUCUUCAGAAUGGUAGCUACAUCGCUAGUAUAUUUGCUAUUUUCGAGAGCGUAUUCGUUUUACUCCAGACAGUAUUCGAUGCUUAUAUCUUAAUCGAAGCAGAACCUGGGACAAUUCACUAUAGAUACUUUGGGAUUAACUUUCUGUUUGUUUACAGUGGAAAUCGUCACGUAAGGAAUAUUCUUCUUUUUAUAUGCGUAGUCACCUUCCUUCUAUAUCUAAGUCUCUUGGUGACAUCCGUCAUUCUCAUGAAUGCGCUCAGAAAGGAGAAAGAAAAGAAAUUUCAAUCGUGGUUAACUUGCAUUGUAGUUUGUACCGUUUGGACCUUACUCGCCAUUACUUUCCGUUCUGUUGCUAAUGAUCUAUAUUAUAGUUAUCAUCAAGCAAUUUUGGUUAUCUUCAUAAUUAUCCUGAUUUUAAAUACUUUCUUUGGAUUGGUUGUCUACUCAAAUUAUCAAGAAUUGGAAGAUAUAACUAGAUUAGAAGAUAUGGCGAGACUCAAGACGAGUACCUUCAGUAGUUUGUCAACAUCCCGCAGUCUGUCUCAUUGCUCCAUUGAUAUUCUAAAGACAUCACUCACUACCCCAUCCAUGGGCUCCACUUCAACAGCAUCUGUGUAAAUCCAUUCAUUUCCACAGUGAAUAAUAACUGACUAGAAGCCUUUUUUUUUUCUUUCUUCUUUCUUUUAUCAAUGCUAAAUAUUUUUUGAAAUUUUUGUAUGUAAGAAUUUUUUAAAAUAUUUUUUGUGCUUAUUGUUAGACUUAAGCACUAGAAUUUAUACACGUUUUUAUAUAUUAAAAACCUUUUAAAAAGCUG
Molecule: messenger RNA, 1009 nt
Organism: Centruroides sculpturatus (bark scorpion)
Lineage: Eukaryota; Metazoa; Arthropoda; Arachnida; Scorpiones; Buthidae
Exons: 8
Coding region: 16-813 (265 amino acids)
Source: RefSeq, a predicted model, not a curated record